Daphnia carinata is the source of this 710-nucleotide messenger RNA. It is a transcript of the gene mRpL17, whose product is annotated as large ribosomal subunit protein bL17m-like. Gene Ontology annotation, biological process: translation. Gene Ontology annotation, cellular component: mitochondrial large ribosomal subunit; ribosome. The transcript has 3 exons. Lineage: Eukaryota; Metazoa; Arthropoda; Branchiopoda; Diplostraca; Daphniidae. The record is from RefSeq and is a predicted model, not a curated record. Bases 85 to 642 code for a protein of 185 amino acids. Gene Ontology annotation, molecular function: structural constituent of ribosome.
ACUAGCAGACUACGUUUGCAUUCUUGAACCAUUGACAACUCGUGUGUAGAAUUGGCGUGUUUUUAGAAGUUAUCAAUUAGUAAAAUGAAUCAAGCUGAUUUGAGUAAGCUAGUUUCGGCAUUGCGAAUUGCAGUGAAACCGAAACCUAGACUUUUUUCGAGCCCGGAAGGUCCAGCUGGGCGCCUGAAAAAAUUGAGAGCUACCGUGACCGCGCUUGUGAAGUAUGAGCGUAUCGAGUUAAACUAUCCAAGAGCAGAAGAAGCACAGGGAUACGCAGAAAGGUUGAUUUCUGAUGCCAUCCGUAAUGGGGAUUGCCACAAGCAUACUAUGGAAAUGGCAGAUUACUGGUUAAAUGAAAAGCAACUUGUCCACAAAUUGUUCAAAGUUUUAGUCCCAAGAUAUCAAAACUACAAUUCAUCUUUUACAAGGCUUGUUCUUGGACCAAAAACAUAUCCAGGGUACUAUGCUGGUACAGCAAUAUUAGAACUCAAAGGAAAUCCUUUCCCUGCCUUGAAAUCAGAGACUCAUAAUUAUCACUAUUGGUUACAUAAUGUUUUACUGGAAGAAGCUAAGAAAGAGUUCAGAUCUGCUCGAGAAGAAAGAAAUGCAGGAACUACAGAGUCUGUUACUGCUGAAAGUUAAGACUACUUCACCAUUGAUAUACAAAAUAUAGUUGUAUUCUAGUAUGAAUAAAACGCGGAUCUAUCUAA